UUAACCUCAGGCAGGCAGGACAGGGAUGCAGGGUAGGGGGAACCUCGGAGACCCCUGUAGCCUUGCUGCAGGAAGCCUGCUUCUCGCGGUCUCUCCUAGAGGACUAAAGGAGGAUUUGUGGUCACGCACCUGAGUGCUAAGGAGGAGCUUAUUUGGGAGUGUUCUCCUUUCUAUGUUGAUUUUGUAGAAAGCAGACAUUCCCUGGGUAGAAGGUAAGAUUCUCAGUGAGGGCUGGAACCUGUUCAAUCUGAUCCAUAUGUUGCCAGCCGAGCUCUAGGCUCGUAAAACAGAAGGCUCUGAGAUCUGUCUUUACCGCCUACAUCAAUGCAGUCUGCAGCUGGCCCAGCUUGGGGAGUAAUGACCUCAUCCUGUCAAACCGGGAAGAGCUGGCUCUCAGUGAUGCUUAGAUGGAAAACCACACACUCCUCACAGAGGAAAAGCAUCCCCAAAGGACAUGUAUAAGGAUCCUGGACUCUAUUGCCCGCAAGAAGCUUCAGCCACCUUCACAGGCUCUGGGAUCUGUCUCUAUCUCCUACAUCAAUGCAGUCUGCAGCUGGCCCAGCUUGGGGAGUAAUGACCUCAUCCUGUCAAACCGGGAAGAGCUGGCUCUCAGUGAUGCUUAGAUGGAAAACCACACACUCCUCACGGAGGAAAAGCAUCCCCAAAGGACAUGUGUAAGGAUCCUGGACUCUAUUGCCCGCAAGAAGCUUCAGCCACCUUCACAGCAGGGCAUUGUGCAGCUCCCUUUCCAACCCCACUUGGUGCGGGAGAGCAAGGAAGAGGGCCAGGGCCAGACCAACGCUGAGCAUCUGCCACCCAGCACUGCGCCAUCUAGAGCUAACUCAUGGCUGGUGCCCACUCAGUUCCAGGAUGGAGAGGCUCAGUCAGAUGCUGGGGAAGAAGGCUGCAGACGUGGCUCCAGAGCCAGUGGGAAGCAGCUGCUGGCUUCCCCAGGAGGAGAGCCGCCCCUCUGUCCCUGCUGGCGGGGAAGCAGCUUGUGGCCAGGCCAAGCGGUGCAAGUACCUGGCGUUCUGGAGGAGGAAAACACCUUCCGGGUCAAUAUGGAGGUGACCCAGGGCACGGCGGGAGCCGGGCAAGGCGGCUCUGGGGCUUCAUCUCCAGGAAGCAGAGGAGCUAGAAGCACAGCACCAGGACCCAGGUGGAGUUAUCCCCCAGACUGGCCUCCAGCCUGUCCAGGGCAGGUGAUUGGCCACCACUGCUCUAGCACAAGCAGCUCCACCUACUCCCUAGGGGCCAGCAAGACAAUCCUAGUCCUGCUCCAGGGCGUGUCAUUUUGGCCUCCUAAAUUUGGGGUGGUGCCCCUGUGCCCCUGAAGGAAACAGCCCCGAGACCCCACAGGAUCAAUGGGGAGAAUCCUCAAAGCGCUGAGCCCAAGACCCUCAGACCUGUCCCAACGCCCCCCAGACAGGAGAGGAGAGCUGAGUUCCAGUGUCUGAAAGCAGAGGAGAGGAGGUUAAAUGCUCCAUGUCCUCUCCCUGCUGGGGCGGGAAGCAGGUUCUGGGAGUCGCCCCGGCAUUGCUGCCGCUCACACGGCUUUCUCCCUGCUCCCCAGCACUUGCAGCUGUGGAUCUGCUCU
Mauremys reevesii (Reeves's turtle) is the source of this 1597-nucleotide messenger RNA. RefSeq lists its product as uncharacterized. Bases 624 to 1334 code for a protein of 236 amino acids. The record is from RefSeq and is a predicted model, not a curated record. NCBI's taxonomy places the organism in Eukaryota, Metazoa, Chordata, Testudines, Geoemydidae. The transcript is spliced from 7 exons.